UCCGUGUGUCGGUGCAGGUGCUCCGGACUCUGAAGACAUGGCGGGACCAGGAAGGGACCGGGUCGUUAAGCUGCUCAGGCAGCUGGAGCACGCAGCGUGCAGGUGUCCUGCUCACUCCAACACCUUCCAUCAAGGUUCACCUUUGACCUGCACCGUCAGAAAAACUGACUACGCCUUCGAGAUGGCCAGUUCUAACAUCAGAUAUGGAGGAGGAGUCAGCAGAGAGAUCGGCAUGGAUCUUCAGAACCUCGGGGCCCGGAAUGUCUGUCUGAUGACGGACAGGAACUUGUUCCGCCUCCCCCCGGUGAAGGCGGUACUUGAGUCUCUGGCCAAGAGCGGCGUCAACUACAAGGUUUACGACAACGUCCGAGUGGAACCCACAGACACCAGUUUCAAGGACGCCAUCUCUUUUGCAAAGACGCACUCGUUUGAUGUGUUUGUGGCAGUGGGCGGGGGCUCAGUGAUUGACACCUGUAAAGCAGCCAAUCUGUAUGCUUGUCAUCCCGACGCUGACUUCCUGGAUUUUGUCAACGCUCCGAUCGGCAAAGGGAAGCCGGUCACCGGAACGCUGAAGCCGCUCAUCGCAGUGCCGACUACGGCGGGCACGGGCAGCGAGACCACAGGAGUGGCCAUCUUUGAUUACGAGCCUCUGAAAGCCAAGACAGGUAUCGCCAGCAGAGCCAUUAGACCCACGCUGGGCAUCGUGGACCCGGAUCACACACUGAGCAUGCCCGAGAGAGUUGCUGCUAACAGCGGCUUUGACGUCCUCUGCCACGCCCUGGAGUCAUACACUGCUCUGCCGUACCACAAGAGGGCGCCCUGCCCCUCCAACCCCAUCAACCGCCCCGCCUACCAGGGCAGCAACCCAAUCAGCGACGUAUGGUCCCGCCACGCACUUAAUGUGGUCGCCAAGUACAUGAAACGAUCAGUACAAGACCCUGGGGACGUGGAGGCUCGGUCCAGCAUGCACCUGGCCAGCGUGUUCGCAGGGAUCGGCUUUGGAAACGCUGGAGUUCAUCUAUGUCAUGGAAUGUCGUAUCCAAUCGCUGGGAACGUGAAGACUCACAUUGCCGAGGGUUACAGUGUGGACCACCCCCUGGUGCCUCACGGGCUCUCAGUCGUCCUCACAUCUCCAGCUGUCUUCAACUUCACUGCCCCCAUGUGUCCAGAGCGCCACCUGGAGGCUGCGGAGAUCCUCGGUGCAGAUGUCCGGCAGGUGAAGCUGGUGGACGCCGGUGCUGUUCUGGCCGAUACGCUGCGUCACUUCCUGUUUGACCUGCAGGUGGAGGACGGUCUGGCAGCUGUGGGCUACAGCACAGAGGACGUCCCUGCGCUGGUGAAAGGAACUGUCCCUCAGGAGCGAGUGACCAAACUGUCCCCUCGGGGACACACUGAGGAUGACCUGGCCCUGCUGUUUGAAGCCUCCAUGAAACUCUACUGAUGCAGGUCUGGUAAAAGCCACAAGAGGGAGCCGCUUCUCCUCCUGUUUGGACUGGUGAUGACAUCACAGUGAAAUAAAUAAAAGUCUCACUGAUGUUUGUCUCAAUA
Solea solea (common sole) is the source of this 1548-nucleotide messenger RNA. RefSeq names its product alcohol dehydrogenase iron containing 1 (gene adhfe1). Bases 38 to 1441 code for a protein of 467 amino acids. NCBI's taxonomy places the organism in Eukaryota, Metazoa, Chordata, Actinopteri, Pleuronectiformes, Soleidae. The record is from RefSeq and is a predicted model, not a curated record. Gene Ontology annotation, cellular component: mitochondrion. Gene Ontology annotation, molecular function: alcohol dehydrogenase (NAD+) activity; metal ion binding. The transcript is spliced from 14 exons.